AUGGACGUGGACGUGGACAUGGACGUGGACGUGGAGGUGGACGUGGACGUGGACAUGGACGUGGACGUGGACGUGGACGUGGACAUGGACGUGCACGUGGACGUGGACGUGGUCGUGGACGUGAACGUAGACGUGGUCGUGGACGUGGACGUGGACGUGGUCGUGGACGUGGACGUGGACGCGGACGUGGACGUGGACGUGGACGCGGACAUGGACGUGGACGUGGACGGGGACGUGGUCGUGGACAUGGACGUGGACGUGGUCGUGGACGUGGACGUGGACGUGGACGUGGACAUGGUCGUGGACGUGGACGUGGACGUGGACGUGGACAUGGUCGUGGACGUGGACGUGGACGUGGACGUGGACGUGGACAUGGUCGUGGACGUGGACGUGGACGUGGUCGUUGACGUGGACGUGGACGUGGACGUGGACAUGCACAUGGACGUGGACGUGGACGUGGACGUGGUCGUGGACGUGGACAUGGACGUGGACGUGGACGUGGACGUGGACGUGGACGUGGACAUGGACGUUGACGUGGACGUGGACGUGGACGUGGACGUGGACGUGGACGUGGACGUGGUCGUGGACGUGGACAUGGACGUGGACGUGGACGUGGACAUGGACGUGGACGUGGACGUGGACGUGGACGUGGUCGUGGACGUGGACGUGGACGUGGUCGUGGACGUGGACGUGGACGUGGUCGUGGACGUGGACGUGGACGUGGUCGUGGACGUGGACUUGGACGUGGUCGUGGACGUGGUCGUGGUCGUGGACAUGGACGUGGACGUGGACGUGGUUGUGGACGUGGUCGUGGACGUGGACGUGGACGUGGACGUGGACAUGGACGUGGACGUGGACGUGGACAUGGACGUGGACGUGGACGUGGACGUGGACAUGGACGUGGACGUGGACGUGGACGUGGACGUGGACAUGGACGUCGACGUGGACGUGGACGUGGACGUGGACGUGGUCGUGGACGUGGACAUGGUCGUGGUCGUGGACGUGGUCGUGGACGUGGACAUGGACGUGGUCGUGGACGUGGUCGUGGACGUGGACGUGGACGUGGUCGUGGACGUGGACUUGGACGUGGUCGUGGACGAGGUCGUGGACGUGGUCGUGGACGUGGACGUGGACGUGGACGUGGUCGUGGUCGUGGACGUGGACGUGGACGUGGUCGUGGACGUGGUCGUGGUCGUGGUCGUGGACGUGGACUUGGACGUGGUCGUGGACGUGGUCGUGGACGUGGUCGUGGACAUGGUCGUGGACGUGGACGUGGACGUGGACGUGGACGUGGACGUGGACAUGGACGUGGACGUGGACAUGGACGUGGACGUGGACGUGGACGUGGACGUGGACGUGGACGUGGACGUGGACGUGGACGUGGACAGGGACGUGGACGUGGACGUGGACGUGGACGUGGACGUGGACAUGGACGUGGACGUGGACAUGGACGUGGACAUGGACGUGGACGUGGACGUGGACAUGGUCGUGUACGUGGACGUGGACGUGGACGUGGACGUGGACGUGGACAUGUACGUGGACGUGGACGUGGACGUGGGCGUGGACGUGGACGUGGACGUGGACGUGGACGUGGACGUGGACGUGGACAUGGACAUGGACGUGGACGUGGACGUGGACGUGGACGUGGACAUGGACGUGGACAUGGACGUGGACAUAGACGUGGACGUGGACAUGGACGUGGACAUGGACGUGGACGUGGACAUGGACGUGGACGUGGACAUGGACGUGGACGUGGACGUGGACGUGGACGUGGACGUGGACGUGGACGUGGACGUGGACGUGGACGUGGACGUGGACAUGGACGUGGACGUGGACGUGGACGUGGACAUGGACGUGGACGUGGACGUGGACGUAGACAUGGACGUGGACGUGGAUAUGGACGUGGACGUGGACAUGGACGUGGACGUGGAGGUGGACGUGGACGUGGACAUGGACGUGGACGUGGACGUGGACGUGGACAUGGACGUGCACGUGGACGUGGACGUGGUCGUGGACGUGAACGUAGACGUGGUCGUGGACGUGGACGUGGACGUGGUCGUGGACGUGGACGUGGACGCGGACGUGGACGUGGACGUGGACGCGGACAUGGACGUGGACGUGGACGGGGACGUGGUCGUGGACAUGGACGUGGACAUGGUCGUGGACGUGGACGUGGACGUGGUCGUGGACGUGGACGUGGACGUGGUCGUGGACGUGGUCGUGGACGUGGUCGUGGAUAUGGACGUGGACGUGGACGUGGACAUGGAUGUAGACGUGGACGUGGACGUCGAGUUGGACGUGGACGUGGACGUGGACGUGGACGUGGACGUGGACUUGGACGUGGACGUGGACUUGGACGUGGACGUGGACGUGGACGUGGACGUGGACAUGGUCGUGGACGUGGACGUGGACGUGGACAUGGACGUGGACGUGGACGUGGACAUGGACGUGGACGUGGACGUGGACGUGGACGUGGUCGUGGACAUGGACGUGGACGUGGUCGUGGACGUGGACGUGGACGUGGUCGUGGACGUGGACGUGGACGUGGUCGUGGACGUGGACUUGGACGUGGUCGUGGACGUGGUCGUGGACGUGGUCGUGGACGUGGACGUGGACGUGGACGUGGUCGUGGUCGUGGACGUGGACGUGGACGUGGUCGUGGACGUGGUCGUGGUCGUGGUCGUGGACGUGGACUUGGACGUGGUCGUGGACGUGGUCGUGGACGUGGUCGUGGACAUGGACGUGGACGUGGACGUGGACGUGGACGUGGACGUGGACAUGGACGUGGACGUGGACGUGGACGUGGACGUGGACGUGGACGUGGACGUGGACGUGGACGUGGACAGGGACGUGGACGUGGACGUGGACGUGGACGUGGACGUGGACGUGGACGUGGACAUGGACGUGGACGUGGACGUGGACAUGGACAUGGACAUGGUCGUGGACGUGGACGUGGACAUGGUCGUGUACGUGGACGUGGACGUGGACGUGGACGUGGACGUGGACGUGGACGUGGACAGGUACGUGGACGUGGACGUGGACGUGGGCGUGGACGUGGACGUGGACGUGGACGUGGACGUGGACGUGGACGUGGACGUGGACAUGGACAUGGACGUGGACGUGGACGUGGACGUAAACAUGGACGUGGACGUGGACGUGGACGUGGACGUGGACAUGGACAUGGACGUGGACAUGGACGUGGACAUGGACGUGGACAUGGACGUGGACAUGGACGUGGACGUGGACAUGGACGUGGACAUGGACGUGGACGUGGACAUGGACGUGGACAUGGACGUGGACGUGGACGUGGACGUGGACGUGGACGUGGACGUGGACGUGGACGUGGACGUGGACAUGGACGUGGACGUGGACGUGGACAUGGACGUGGACGUGGACGUGGACGUAGACAUGGACGUGGACGUGGACGUGGACGUGGACGUGGAGGUGGUCGUGGACGUGGACGUGGACGUGGACGUGGACAUGGACGUGGACGUGGACGUGGACGUGGACGUGGACGUGGACGUGGCCGUGGACGUGGACAUGGACGUGGACGUGGACAUGGACGUGGACGUGGACGUGGACGUAGACAUGGACGUGGACAUGGACGUGGACGUGGACAUGGACGUGGACAUGGACAUGGACAUGGACAUGGACGUGGACAUGGACGUGGACAUGGACAUGGACGUGGACAUGGACGUGGACGUGGACGUGGACGUGGACGUGGACAUGGACGUGGACAUGGACAUGGACGUGGACAUGGGACAUGGACGUGGACAGUGGACGUGGACGUGGACGUGGACGUGGACGUGGGACAUGGACGUGGACAUGGACAUGGACAUGGACGUGGACGUGGACAUGGACGUGGACAUGGACGUGGACGUGGACGUGGACGUGGACAUGGACGUGGACAUGGACAUGGACAUGGACGUGGACGUGGACAUGGACAUGGACAUGGACAUGGACAUGGACGUGGACGUGGAUGUGGACGUGGACGUGGACAUGGACGUGGACAUGGACAUGGACGUGGACAUGGACGUGGACAUGGACGUGGACAUGGACGUGGACGUGGACGUGGACGUGGACGUGGACGUGGACACAUGGACGUGGACGUGGACGUGGACGUGGACGUGGACAUGGACGUGGACGUGGACGUGGUCAUGGACGUGGACAUGGACGUGGACGUGGAUUGGACGUGGACAUGGACGGGACGUGGACGUGGACGUGGACGUGGACGUGGACAUGGACGUGGACGUGGACGUGGACGUGGACGUGGACGUGGACAUGGACGUGGACGUGGACAUGGACGUGGACGUGGACAUGGACGUGGACGUGGUCGUGGACGUGGUCGUGGACGUGGUCGUGGACAUGGACGUGGACGUGGACGUGGACAUGGUCGUGGACGUGGACGUGGACGUGGACGUGGACAUGGACGUGGACGUGGACGUGGACGUGGACAUGGACGUGGACGUGGACGUGGACGUGGACAUGGACGUGGACGUGGACGUGGACGUGGACGUGGACGUGGACAGGGACGUGGACGUCGACGUAGACGUGGACGUGGACGUGGACGUGGUCGUGGACGUGGACGUGGACGUGGACGUGGACGUGGACGUGGACGUGGACGUGGACAUGGACGUGGACAGGGACGUGGACGUGGACGUGGACGUGGACGUGGACGUGGACGUGGACGUGGACAUGGACGUGGACGUGGUCGUGGUCGUGGACAUGGACGUGGACGUGGACGUGGACGUGGACGUGGACGUGGACAGGGACGUGGACGUGGACGUAGACGUGGACGUGGACGUGGUCGUGGACGUGGACGUGGACGUGGACGUGGACGUGGACGUGGACGUGGACGUGGACGUGGACGUGGACAUGGACGUGGACGUGGACGUGGACGUGGACGUGGACGUGGACGUGGACGUGGACGUGGUCGUGGACAGGGACGUGGACGUGGACGUGGACGUGGACGUGGACGUGGACGUGGUCGUGGUCGUGGACGUGGACGUGGACGUGGUCGUGGACGUGGUCGUGGACGUGGACGUGGUCGGGGACGUGGACUUGGACGUGGUCGUGGACGUGGUCGUGGACGUGGUCGUGGACGUGGACGUGGACGUGGACGUGGUCGUGGUCGUGGACGUGGACGUGGACGUGGUCGUGGACGUGGUCGUGGUCGUGGUCGUGGACGUGGACUUGGACGUGGUCGUGGACGUGGUCGUGGACGUGGUCGUGGACAUGGACGUGGACGUGGACGUGGACAUGGUCGUGGACGUGGACGUGGACGUGGACGUGGACGUGGACAUGGACGUGGACGUGGACGUGGACAUGGACGUGGACGUGGACGUGGACGUGGACAUGGACGUGGACGUGGACGUGGACGUGGACGUGGACGUGGACAGGGACGUGGACGUGGACGUGGACGUGGACGUGGACGUGGACAUGGACGUGGACGUGGACGUGGACAUGGACGUGGACAUGGACGUGGACGUGGACGUGGACAUGGUCGUGUACGUGGACGUGGACGUGGACGUGGACGUGGACGUGGACAUGUACGUGGACGUGGACGUGGACGUGGGCGUGGACGUGGACGUGGACGUGGACGUAGACGUGGACGUGGACGUGGACGUGGACAUGGACAUGGACGUGGACGUGGACGUGGACGUAAACAUGGACGUGGACGUGGACGUGGACGUGGACGUGGACAUGGACAUGCACGUGGACAUGGACGUGGACAUGGACGUGGACAUGGACGUGGACAUGGACGUGGACGUGGACAUGGACGUGGACAUGGACGUGGACGUGGACAUGGACGUGGACGUGGACGUGGACGUGGACGUGGACGUGGACGUGGACGUGGACGUGGACGUGGACGUGGACGUGGACUUGGACGUGGACGUGGACGUGGACAUGGACGUGGACAUGGACGUGGACAUGGACGUGGACGUGGACGUGGACGUAGACAUGGACAUGGACGUGGACGUGGACGUGGACGUGGACAUGGACGUGGACGUGGAGGUGGACGUGGACGUGGACAUGGACGUGGACGUGGACGUGGACGUGGACAUGGACGUGCACGUGGACGUGGACGUGGACGUGGACGUGGUCGUGGACGUGGUCGUGGACGUGGUCGUGGACAUGGACGUGGACGUGGACGUGGACAUGGACGUGGACGUGGACGUGGACGUGGACGUCGACUUGGACGUGGACGUGGACGUGGACGUGGACGUGGACUUGGACGUGGACGUGGACUUGGACGUGGACACGGACGUGGACGUGGACGUGGACACGGACGUAGACGUGGACGUUGACGUGGUGGACGUGGACGUGGACGUGGAUGUAGACGUGGACGUGGACGUUGACGUGGACGUGGACAUGGUCGUGGACGUGGUCGUGGACGUGGACGUGGACAUGGUCGUGGACGUGGUCGUGGACGUUGACGUGGACAUGGUCGUGGACGUGGACGUGGACGUGGACGUGGACAUGGUCGUGGACGUGGACGUGGACGUGGACGUGGACGUGGACAUGGUCGUGGACGUGGACGUGGACGUGGUCGUGGACGUGGACGUGGACGUGGACGUGGACAUGCACAUGGACGUGGACGUGGACGUGGACGUGGACGUGGACGUGGACGUGGACGUGGACAUGGACGUGGACGUGGACGUGGACGUGGACGUGGACAUGGACGUUGACGUGGACGUGGACGUGGACGUGGACAUGGACAUGGACGUGGACGUGGACGUGGACGUGGACGUGUACAUGGUCGUGGACGUGGACGUGGACAUGGACAUGGACGUGGACGUGGACGUGGACGUGGACGUGGACGUGGACGUGGACCUUGACGUGGUCGUGGACGUGGACGUGGACGUGGUCGUGGACGUGGACGUGGACGUGGUCGUGGACGUGGACGUGGUCGUGGACGUGGACUUGGACGUGGUCGUGGACGUGGACGUGGACGUGGACGUGGACGUGGACAUGGACGUGGACGUGGACGUGGACGUGGACAUGGACGUGGACGUGGACGUGGACGUGGACGUGGACGUGGACGUGGACGUGGACGUGGACGUGGACGUGGACGUGGACGUGGACGUCGACGUGGACGUGGACGUCGAGGUGGACGUGGACGUGGACGUGGUCGUGGACGUGGACGUGGUCGUGGUCGUGGACGUGGACGUGGACGUGGUCGUGGACGUGGUCGUGGACGUGGUCGUGGACGUGGUCGUGGACGUGGUCGUGGACAUGAACGUGGACGUGGACGUGGACAUGGUCGUGGACGUGGACGUGGACGUGGACGUGGACAUGGACGUGGACGUGGACGUGGACGUGGACAGGGACGUGGACGUGGACGUGGACGUGGACGUGGACAUGGACGUGGACGUGGACGUGGACAGGGACGUGGACAGGGACGUGGACGUGGACGUGGACAUGGACGUGGACAUGGACGUGGACGUGGACGUUGACAGGGACGUGGACGUGGACGUGGACGUGGACGUGGACGUGGACAUGGACGUGGACGUGGACGUGGACAUGGACGUGGACAUGGACGUGGACGUGGACGUGGACAUGGUCGUGGACGUGGACGUGGACGUGGACGUGGACGUGGACGUGGACGUGGACGUGGACAUGUACGUGGACAUGGACGUGGACGUGGGCGUGGACAUGGACGUGGACGUGGACGUGGACGUGGACGUGGACGUGGACAUGGACAUGGACAUGGACGUGGACGUGGACGUGGACGUAAACAUGGACGUGGACGUGGACAUGGACGUGGACGUGGACGUCGACUUGGACGUGGACGUGGACGUGGACAUGGACGUGGACGUGGACGUGGACAUGGACGUGGACGUGGACGUAGACAUGGACGUGGACGUGGACGUGGACGUGGACGUGGUCGUGGACGUGAACGUAGACGUGGUCGUGGACGUGGACGUGGACGUGGUCGUGGACGUGGACGUGGACGUGGUCGUGGACGUGGACGUGGACGUGGACGUGGACGUGGACGUGGACAUGGACGUGGACGUGGACAUGGACGUGGACGUGGACGUGGACGUGGACGCGAACAUGGACGUGGACGUGGACGUGGACGUGGACGUGGUCGUGGACCUGGACGUGGACGUGGUCGUGGACGUGGACGUGGACGUGGUCGUGGACGUGGACGUGGACGUGGUCGUGGACAUGGACGUGGACGUGGACGUGGACGUGGACGUCGACUUGAACGUGGACGUGGACGUGGACAUGGACGUGGACGUGGACGUGGACGUGGACGAGGACUUGGACGUGGACGUGGACACGGACGACGUGGACACGGACGUAGACGUGGACGUUGACGUGGUGGACGUGGACGUGGACGUGGACGUGGACAUGGACGUGGACGUGGACGAGGACGUGGACGUGGACAUGGAUGUAGACGUGGACGUGGACGUUGACGUGGACGUGGACAUGGUCGUGGACGUGGUCGUGGACGUGGACGUGGACAUGGUCGUGGACGUGGACGUGGACGUGGACGUGGACAUGGUCGUGGACGUGGACGUGGACGUGGACCUGGACGUGGACGUGGUCGUGGACGUGGACGUGGUCGUGGACGUGGUCGUGGACGUGGUCGUGGACAUGGACGUGGACGUGGACGUGGACAUGGACGUGGACGUGGACGUGGACGUGGACGUCGACUUGAACGUGGACGUCGACGUGGACAUGGACGUGGACGUGGACGUGGACGUGGACGAGGACUUGGACGUGGACGUGGACACGGACGACGUGGACACGGACGUAGACGUGGACGUUGACGUGGUGGACGUGGACGUGGACGUGGACGUGGACAUGGACGUGGACGUGGACGAGGACGUGGACGUGGACAUGGAUGUAGACGUGGACGUGGACGUUGACGUGGACGUGGACAUGGUCGUGGACGUGGUCGUGGACGUGGACGUGGACAUGGUCGUGGACGUGGACGUGGACGUGGACGUGGACAUGGUCGUGGACGUGGACGUGGACGUGGACCUGGACGUGGACGUGGUCGUGGACGUGGACGUGGACGUGGUCGUGGACGUGGUCGUGGACGUGGUCGUGGACAUGGACGUGGACGUGGACGUGGACAUGGACAUGGACGUGGACGUGGACGUGGACGUCGACUUGAACGUGGACGUGGACGUGGACAUGGACGUGGACGUGGACGUGGACGUGGACGAGGACUUGGACGUGGACGUGGACACGGACGACGUGGACACGGACGUAGACGUGGACGUUGACGUGGUGGACGUGGACGUGGACGUGGACGUGGACAUGGACGUGGACGUGGACGAGGACGUGGACGUGGACAUGGAUGUAGACGUGGACGUGGACGUUGACGUGGACGUGGACAUGGUCGUGGACGUGGUCGUGGACGUGGACGUGGACAUGGUCGUGGACGUGGACGUGGACGUGGACGUGGACAUGGUCGUGGACGUGGACGUGGACGUGGACAUGGUCGUGGACGUGAACGUGGACGUGGUCGUGGACGUGGACGUGGACGUGGACGUGGACAUGCACAUGGACGUGGACGUUGACGUGGACGUGGACGUGGACGUGGACGUGGACGUGGACGUGGACGUUGACGUGGACGUGGACGUGGACGUGGACGUGGACGUGGACGUGGACGUGGACGUGGACGUGGUCGUGGACGUGGACGUGGACGUGGACGUGGACGUGGACGUGGACGUGGACGUGGACGUGGACGUGGACGUGGACGUGGACGUGGACGUGGACGUGGACGUGGACGUGGACAUGGACGUGGACGUGGACGUGGACGUGGACGUGGACGUGGACGUGGACGUGGUCGUGGACGUGGACGUGGACGUGGACGUGGACGAGGUCGUGGACGUGGACGUGGACGUGGUCGUGGACGUGGACUUGGACGUGGUCGUGGACGUGGUCGUGGACGUGGUCGUGGACCUGGACGUGGACGUGGACGUGGACAUGGUCGUGGACGUGGACGUGGACGUGGACGUGGACGUGGACAUGGACGUGGACGUGGACGUGGACGUGGACGUGGACGUGGACGUGGACGUGGACUGGACGUGGACGUGGACGUGGACGUGGACGUGGACAGGGACGUGGACAGGGACGUGGACGUGGACGUGGACGUGGACGUGGACGUAG
Messenger RNA from Closterium sp. NIES-65, 10131 nucleotides. The record is from the annotation of a GenBank genome assembly. Lineage: Eukaryota; Viridiplantae; Streptophyta; Zygnematophyceae; Desmidiales; Closteriaceae.